AUGGACAAUCAAACAUUAACAGAAAUUGAGAAAAACAUGACAUCUACUGAGGACUCACACGUGGGACUUGUUGAAGAGUUCCCAGACAGCAGCCAUACUGACUCUGAAACAGGAACGAUCACUCCUCCGGGGGAGUGGACGCCACAUCCCGUGCCUCGAACGGACCAGGCGGUCACGGACCACUUGGGGCAGCUUUUCGACCACUGCAUCCAGCAAGUGUCCCAUCUGGAGACGCAGAGGAACGAGCUGAUACAGGAGCUCCUCUGUCUGCACAAACCCAUUAUGCGAGUUGUGGGGCACCUGAGAGAGAGGCUGGUGGAAACAAAGAGGCUGCUCACGCUGGCUCAACUGGACUAUGUCGCUGUUUAUGAGGAUGUGAAGGAGGUGAAGUGUGAACUGUUUGCCACAGCCAGAGACUGCAUCCAGAGCCAGGUGACGCUGGCUCAACACGAGUAUGAGGUGGCACAGUCUGCUGUUACCCAGGAGGAGCUCAAGGCACACAUCCAAAGUCUGACCCAGGAGUUGACCCAGCUCCAGGAGGCCCAACAGAACCAGCAAAACUCCCUGAGGGACCAGGCCUCUGAGCCCCGCAGGCCCAGGGCCAUGAGUGACGUCAGCCAAUGCCGGCAGGCUUCUGUCAGACUGCAGCGGCGGCUCAGCGGCAGCGUGACGGCCCUGGAGUGCUGGUACGAGCCUCGGCUCGUGGCCCUGCUAAAGAGAAGGCAGGUUGGGGAGGAGUUCUUGAGGAAGAGCAGGGAGCAGGCCAUGGACUUGAGGGCCAGCCUGGGGCCCCUGAGAGAGGCCAUGCAGAGACUGGAGGUGCAGAGAACCUGUCUGGAGCAGAGGGUCACUCUGAUGGAGAGGGAGAGGGAGGAGAGCGUCACACAACACAAGGAGACUGUGGAGAAACUAAAAGAGACUCUAAGAGAACUAGAUGUGGAGUUUGAGGUUCAAAGAAAAUCAAAGAACAUUUUGGAGGAUCACAAUGACAACAUUUUAAAAGAGCUGACAUUUCUGAGAGGCAGUGAUGAACCCAGUUAA
This is a messenger RNA of Cyclopterus lumpus (lumpfish), 1041 nucleotides long. Its product is annotated as syncoilin-like. The transcript is spliced from 4 exons. Gene Ontology annotation, cellular component: intermediate filament. The record is from RefSeq and is a predicted model, not a curated record. NCBI's taxonomy places the organism in Eukaryota, Metazoa, Chordata, Actinopteri, Perciformes, Cyclopteridae. The coding region runs from base 1 to 1041 and encodes 346 amino acids.